This is a messenger RNA of Rhododendron vialii, 4008 nucleotides long. Its product is annotated as disease resistance protein At4g27190-like. Gene Ontology annotation, molecular function: ADP binding. Gene Ontology annotation, biological process: signal transduction. Bases 206 to 3883 code for a protein of 1225 amino acids. NCBI's taxonomy places the organism in Eukaryota, Viridiplantae, Streptophyta, Magnoliopsida, Ericales, Ericaceae. The transcript is spliced from 5 exons. The record is from RefSeq and is a predicted model, not a curated record.
GAUUCCUUCUUCCAAUUGCUUUCUCUCUCUUUCUUCUCUCAUCUCUCUCUUCCUCUUUCCCAAUUGCUCCACACCAGACUACACUGUUUAAUGCCAUCUUGCUAUUUCGCCACCAUGUAACGGUCGGUCAAGAAGAACAUGUCUGUUUGAAAAAGAAAAAAAUUUCUGAUCGGAAGUCGUAGCUCAAUCUCUGGGUUCUUCUUCGAUGGCUUCCUCUUCGAACUCUGAAUUUCAAGGUACAUACGACAUUUUCUUGAGUUUUAGGGGCUUAGACACCCGUAAAAAGUUCACCGAUCACCUCUACGAGGCUUUGAAGCGAGAGGGGUUUGAAACAUUCAGGGACAAUGAAGGGAUUGAGAGGGGUGAGAACAUCAAAACUGAGUUGCAGAAAGCAAUUUGGAACUCUAGCAUGUCGGUGAUCGUGUUAUCGGAAACCUACGCCACUUCGAAAUCGUGCCUAUUUGAAAUCCAGACGAUUCUCGAACACUACAAGAAGAAGUCGGAUCAUUUUAUUUUGCCCGUGUUCUACGAGGUGGAUCCGGGGAAAAUUAAGGAGCAAGCAAAAAAAUUGGAUUUCGGAGAAGAGAAAGCAACGGUUGAAGAAGUGGAGGGAUGGAGUGCGGCGCUUAAGGAGGUUGCGAGUAUGGCUGGCAUGGUUUCCGGAAAUCAAACUGAUGGGUAUGAAGCCGAGUUCAUUAAGGAAAUUAUUGGUGCACUCAAAAGCAAGCAAACCGACAAGCACCUGAGGGAUCUUAACGAAAACAUGCAAAAUCUCAAGAGAAAGGUAGAGUACUUGAGUGGUCAAGAGAAUGACAUAAAUUCACAAAUUAGCAAUGCGGAGCGCCGGCCAGGGAAAAGACCAAAGAAAGAAGUUGAAGUUUGGCUCACAAAUGUGCAACGGUUUAAAGAUGAUGUGCAAAGGCUUGAGCAAGAAGUAGUUGGAGAAACGACGAAUGUCUCCUCGCGUAUGCGGUUGGGAAAGGAUAUCGCCAAGAAGAUUCUAGAGGUGCAAGAACUCCAGAAAAAGGGCAGUGAUUUUAAUAGUUUGAUGAUUGAUGAAGAAACAACCGGUAGACUGUUGCAACCACUAACGGAAGAUUUUGUUAAAUGCACAAAGGCAAGGAACACAGAGAACAUUUGGAAAUGCGUGACGAAUGAUGACGUCACAAAGAUUGGUGUUUAUGGAAUGGGGGGCGUUGGCAAAACAACCACCAUGAAGUACAUUCACAAUCAGCUCUUGGAAGAAAAAGGCAAGUUUGAUAAUGUGUAUUGGGUCACUGUAUCUAAAACAUUCGAUAUUACAAAGCUACAGAGCGACAUAGCUAAGGCACUAAAACUUAGGUUUUCGGAUGAUGAGGACGAAACAAUAAGAGCAUUAGAAUUACAUGCAGUGCUCAACCGACAGAAAAGGUACGCCCUUAUCUUAGAUGAUGUAUGGGAGAGAUUUGAUCUGGACAGCGUGGGUGUUCCAGAACCGAAGAGAUCUAACGGGUGUAAACUUGUUCUUACUACACGAUCGUUAGAAGUGUGUAAAAGGAUGAAGUGUACACCUGUAAAAGUGGAUCUUCUCACAGAGGAGGAAGCGCUGACUCUAUUUCGCAGCAUAGUUGUUGGAAAUGACUCGGUGCUUGCUCCAGAUGUGGAAGAAAUUGCAGCUAAAAUUGCCAAAGAAUGUGCAUGUCUGCCGCUUGCAAUUGUUACGUUAGCUGGAAGUUGUCGGGAUUUGAAAGGAAUCCGUGACUGGAGAAAUGCACUAAAUGAAUUGAUCACUUCGACGGAAGACGCCAGCGAUGAUGUAAGUAAGGUUUUUGAGCAACUCAAAUUUAGUUAUAGUCGCCUAGAAAAUAAGGUGUUCCAAGAUUGUUUCUUGUAUUGUUCCUUGUAUCCUGCAGACCGUUUCAUCCCUGUGAAUGAGCUGAUAGAGUAUUGGAUUGCAGAGGAAUUAAUCGCUGACAUGGAUAGUGAAGAAGCACAGUUGGACAAGGGUCACGCUAUAUUGGGAAAACUAACAAGUAGCUGCUUAUUGGAUUGCGUUACCGAUAUAUACAAACAAGAAUGUGUUAGGAUGCAUGAUUUGAUCAGAGAUAUGGCUCUCAAAAUAACAGCAAGUAGUCCUAGAUUCAUGGUAAAUGCUGGUGAGACAAAAAAAAGGGUACCAUAUGAACUUUGGUCUGAUGAUCUUCAGAGGAUUUCCUUCAUGGAUAGUUUGAUAAGUGAACUUCCAAUUACACCACCUGUCUGCCCCCGGCUUACCACCUUACUUUUGAAUAUUAGCUAUCCGUCAAUGUUAGAAGUGAUUCCAAAUUGUUUCUUCUCCAAUAUGCCUUGUCUUGAGGUAUUGGAUUUGUCCAUGAGGAGAAUAACGUCACUGCCAGAGUCCAUCUCCAACUUGGAGAAUUUGCAUGCAUUAAUUCUGAACAGGUGUAACCAAUUAAAGAAUGUGCCGUCACUGGAGAAGUUGAAGGCUCUGAAAAUGUUUGUACUGACUGAUAGCGAAAUUGAAGAAUUACCGGAAGGUAUUGAAGAAUUGGUUAAUCUCAGAAAAUUCGACCUCUCAGGUAAUAAAAUAUUAAGGACGUUUCCUAGCUGGAAGUUACGUAGGCUCUCAAAACUCCAAUACCUUAGAAUUGACGAGACAGGAGUAGAAGUGUCCACAGAAGGUCUCCUGUGCUUGCGUCAAUUAAAAGUUGUCGCUGUCCACUUUCGCAGUGUACAGGAGCUUACUAGGUAUGCAAUAUCUCAGCAGUUCCAAGGGUUGCAGAAGUACCGUCUUAUAGUGGGAGAAGAACGUCUUCUGUUCGAAAGAGAUCUGAGAAAAGAGUUUAAUAUCAGUUAUAAAUCUGUACCUUUUGGAAGUUUAGUAUAUCAGCCAGUGCUCCCCGCAGAUAUAGAGUCCUUUGCGGUUGAUGGAUUCCACGAUCCCAUUAGCUUAUCAGCUAUUCCAUGCUUCAAAGAUGCCAAAGAUUUACGUAAAUGUUUAGUCAAUCAUUGUAACGGGUUAGAAUCCAUCUUUUCAUCAUCUACCUUUUCAGAAGAUGGCCAGAUCCCUCUAGGAACCGUCGAGUUCUUUAUUUUGACUGAGUUACCCAGAUUAAGGUUACUCUUUGACGGGAUUGCCCCACCACACAACAUUUAUUUCAACCUAAAAGAAUUGUCCAUCAAUAAUUGUGACGCUGUGUUGAAUAUUUUUCCUGUCCAGUUAUUGCAGAACUUCCCAAACCUCGAGAAACUUUCUGUAUGGCAGUGUGAGAAUGUGGAGGAUAUAAUAGUCGAAAUAGCAGAGACGAGUGAUUGGAGCAAUCAUCAAGAUUAUAACAACUCAAUCAGUCUCCCAAAACUCAUGCACUUAGAACUAGUUGACCUACCAAGACUGAAGAGUAUAUAUAAUGGGGUGAUGGUGUGUCCAUCUAUAACAAGAGUUCAAUUGCUUAAAUGCCCGAUGGUUAGGAGACUGCCGCUUUCGCUGCAUAUGGAUGGCGAGCAAGCAACACCACCACCUGCUCUCAAGCGCAUUGUUGUACACGAAAAAUGGUGGGAGUCUCUGCAAUGGGAUGAUCCCCUCACCAAAACAAUUCUUCAGCCUUGUAUAGGUUUUACCAAAUGGUUGUUGGACUAUAAAGGCUGUGAAGACGAUUAUUCUGAGGACUCUAAUGACGAUUUGAUUGAUCUCAACAAAUUGCCUGACAAGAUAAGUGAGAAUUCAAUUCAAGGGGUGGAGCCAGACAAGAAAUUGGGGAAGAUUUCAAAUGCAAAGCAAGUAAAAAGGUUAAGGGCAAGAAAUAAGUUAAAGGGGCAUUUUUGGUAUUCAAAUCGUUUGGAUCUUUUUAGAGCACAAAGAAGAUGCGGGAGUCUUCGCAUGAAAAAAUUGAUAUUUAGAGUGUAAUGGUACCUUGCCAACUGCAGUUUAGGAUUUCUUAGGAUUGUCUCAUCUAUUUCCUUCUUCUUGUAAUAUUUUGUUAUAUCAAUGAAAUAUUACUUUGUUUGCUUUUAAAAAAAAAAAAAAACAAA